Sphenostylis stenocarpa is the source of this 180-nucleotide messenger RNA. The record is from the annotation of a GenBank genome assembly. NCBI's taxonomy places the organism in Eukaryota, Viridiplantae, Streptophyta, Magnoliopsida, Fabales, Fabaceae.
AUGUCUUACACUUGUGAAGUCGGCGAACGCGGUGGCGUAUCCACCGUUACCAGUUUAAAUUCUAAAUCCAACACAACAAACCUAAAUAGUAAGCCUCUCAUUGAAGAUCCUAGAAAAACAAAACAAAACAACAUACUCCACAAACCCCACCCAAUUGACCUCCCUGACCUUCACAAAUAA